Prunus armeniaca (apricot) is the source of this 189-nucleotide messenger RNA. NCBI's taxonomy places the organism in Eukaryota, Viridiplantae, Streptophyta, Magnoliopsida, Rosales, Rosaceae. The record is from the annotation of a GenBank genome assembly.
AUGAAUUCUGUUCGGAGGGAUGAGGUGAGUGUGGUGCCGAUUUUGACGUACCGAUUGGGCUGCUCUGCGUUCAAAACCACCGUUUCCAGGUCUUCGGUGGGUUGUGCUGAGGUGUUGGGAUUUCAUCCCUUGGGUCGUCGAUUGGUCCCUUACCGUUCGGUGUUCCUUGUACUGACAUGGUCUCGCUAG